Molecule: messenger RNA, 3465 nt
Organism: Achroia grisella
Lineage: Eukaryota; Metazoa; Arthropoda; Insecta; Lepidoptera; Pyralidae
Gene: BicC
Product: protein bicaudal C homolog 1
Exons: 19
Coding region: 102-2495 (797 amino acids)
Cellular component (GO): cytoplasm
Molecular function (GO): RNA binding; protein binding
Source: RefSeq, a predicted model, not a curated record
CAGCAGAAGAUCUCCAAAAAUUAGCGGUUAUUCUUGGUCUAAAUAGCGCCGAAGAUGUAUAUCAGGAGAGAUUUCGAGUUGAUCGUCGCCGUUUGGAGACUAUGCUCGCAGAAAACUUGGAAGAGUCACAAACGGCUCAGGCGUUCUUUCACAGAGUCAUGACUGAGACUAAUACACUUGUGAAUUGGCCUGCUCGCUUGAAAAUUGGCGCCCGUUCGAAAAAAGAUCCCCACGUGAGAAUUGCUGGACGGCCUGACGAUGUUAAGCUGGCACGAGAGAAGAUUAUGCAGUUACUGGAUACCAGGAGUAACCGCGUUACGAUGAAGAUCGAUGUCAGUUACACUGAUCACUCCCACAUCAUUGGAAAGGGUGGUCUUACAAUCAAGCGCGUGAUGGAGGAGACGGGCUGCCACAUCCACUUCCCAGACUCGAACAGGACCAGCACUGUGGAGAAGAGCAACCAGGUGUCGAUAGCUGGUGAUAUGGAGCGCGUGGAACGAGCCAGGGCGCGCGUUCGGGCGCUGACUCCCCUGGUGUUCUGCUUCGAGCUGCCUAUAGUGGCACCUUCCCAGUCGCAGCCAGAUAUCAGCUCGCCAUAUGUGCAGCAGAUUCAGGAACAGUAUAAUGUACAGGUGAUGCUGCGUAACCGUCCGAAGCUGCACGCGAACCUGAUGGUGGUGAAGGGUGUCCAGUGGGAGGUCCAGGCCACCAUGGAAGCGACCACUCUCCUCAUAAACUACAUGUGCGGUCCGGUUGCUAAUCAGACCAAAGUCCUAAUGUCCCUGGAGAUAUCGCCGAUGCAUCAUAGCGUAGUGGUGGGACGUGGUGCGGACCAGCUGAAGAUCAUCAUGAAGGGCACCGGCACCCAGAUCAUGUUCCCUGACGCUGACGAUCCCAACAUACCCGUGAUCAAGAAGAGCUGCGUCACCAUUACCGGGCAGAUUAAGGAUGUGUAUGCAGCUAGGCAGCAGUUGGUUGGCAGCCUACCUCUUGUGGUGAUAUUCGAUGUCCCCGAAGACUCUUGCCGUAUAGACAGUGACGCCGUCUGCAAACUGAUGCACAAACACAACGUGUACAUCAACAUUAGACGUAAACCCAAGCAGGGCAUCGCUUCCAUCGUUAUUAAGGGCAUUGAGAGAUGUGCCGGGGACAUCUACGAGGCGCGCCGUGAACUCCUCGGCGGCAAGGAAUCCUCGAUCACAGCCGAAAUACCAGAGUCGUACAACGUACCGGCCAUAUCCAACAACACGAUGCCCAACUUUGGCGUGUUCAAUCCAUUCUCGCCAACUCACGCCACCAACAUGACCAACUCGCCGUGUUCUCCAUACAACAUUCAGUUAUCAGAUUUGGGGAGUUACGCCAACAUUGGCAGUCCAAUGUUUGGCCACAAUCCACCAACGCCGGGCGGGUACCCGAGUCCGUUGUCGCCGGUGGCGAUGACUCCCCCGGUGUUCCCCACAAGUUGGAUGAUGCCGUCCCCACAGCCGAGGUCCGGGCAAUUUCACUACCCGAGUAUGGGUGUGCCGAAUCCGAGUAACGUUAUGUACAAGAACCAGGGUGGAUCCUGGAACCCUAUGGGUAGUGCAGAAAUCGGUGGCAUGCCACAGCCGAUGAUGAUGCAACCGCCCUAUCAAAUGCCAGCAGAUGGCAGACCUACAACCCUGAAUCAGUUGCUGAACUGCAGCUCGCAGGCGAGCAGUGGAUACCAGAGCAACUUCACAGGCAGCUCCGUCUCGUUAGACGCGCAGAAUAUCUCCGGCGGCGACGGCAGCAGUGUGGCGAGCGUGGCGAGCGUGGCGGCCAGUGUGGCGAGUCCAUCCGUGUCGCCCAUCAGCAUCGGCCGCAGCCCCGCGCCCGAUGACCACCACCACGAAAUAACGGAGCUGGCGAACAUAAUCUCAGACUUGCCUCUAUCGGAGCGCCGCGCUGUGGGCUGCGAGAAGAAAACCCUGGAGACACUCAACAAGCUAUCACCACUCACAGAGUACAGGAAGAUGAGAGCCGAGGCCAGUAAGGCGAUGCGUGAGCCGGUGGGUAGCGGGUUCCGCGUGCCCACGCAGCGCUGGUCCGGAUACUACUUCAGCCACACCUCGCCCGGGCCCAUCAACAUCAACGACACCGACCCACCAACCACCCCUGAAAAAGGUUGGAAUAGAUCAGAACUGGUACGCCCUAAUAUAGCGGAGCCAGUAAAAACUCCGCCCAGCAGCAAACCGUGCCGAUAUCAACAAUUGUACGAUCUCUUGCGAGACAUUGGACUACAAAAGUAUAUUGACCUGUUCGUGAAACACGAACUGGACAUGUCAACGUUUGCUUCACUGAACGAGGCGGACCUAACCGAGAUCGGAGUAGCUGCCUUCGGCGCUCGCAGGAAGAUGCUGCUCGUCAUCGCAGAGCUGCAAAAACAGUCGAACGCCUUUAAAAAGUCGACUGCGCCGGGCAAACUCAUCAACUCUCCGCCGUACAACACUUCGCACGCUCAGGAAAAGUGGUAGACCUUUAUUGCAUUCCAACCAGCUUCACUUGAGUAUUUGGUAUUCGUAGGUAUUAUGUUACGUCCGGUUUACUUUAUACAACACUUGCAAGUGUGUAAACGGUAGUUUUUAAACGGCUAGUACAACUCAAAGUGUGUAAAUGGUAGUUUUUCUCAAACUGUGCAAAUGGUAAACGCUUGAAAACUCAGGCGGCUAGGACAACUCAGAGUUUAGUAGGAUUGCACGUGUAUGAUAUUUAAAUCCUACUAAAUACUGGCGAGGCACUUGCAAGUGACUUGAGUCAUGUAAACCGGGCUUAAAACUUAGGCAGAAAAGAUAUUAAAAAUCAAAAUUAGUUUUUUGUCUGAAAUGAGUCAAGAUAUUAAACUUUUCUGUACUCAUAAUACAUUUAGGACUUCAAAAUUAAUACUAAAAUUAUCUUCUAUAAAUCACACUUGACUCAUAAAGUUUGGACUUGUAAUAAUUAACAUAUGCCUACAUUGAAAUGACCAAUUCCAGUCUAAAUAAAUAAUAUACCUCAGUUCGUAUUAUAGAUUCUAAACGUGGAGUUUAAAAGACUGAUCAUAUCAAGCUCGUAAGACUGAUUCAAUGACUCGAAUGAAGUAUUCUAUUAAUGAGAUGAUAGACUUUGAAUAGAUUAUUUAAUAAUUUAAUAGCUAUGUGUUCAGGCAUCUAAAGACUGAUACUUAUAAAAUAUGUUCAGUCAUAUAUUCUAACUUGUGAUCUUUAGGAUUAAUUCACAGUGAAUGGGACGCGGCGCGAAUUGAAUAUUAUUUUGAAAUUCUUAAUAUUGUUGAAUAAUUUUUUAUGUGUUUGGGGUUUGUUAUAUGACCGAGACGAGUGGGUUUACGCGUCGCGUUACCAAUGCAGUGUGAACUGAUCUUUAGAACAGAGUAAUCAAUUGUUUGUUAUCCAUUUCUUACACAGACUAAUAAGAUUAUGUGAAUUGUUGAGAGCUGUGACUGCAACG